AUGAACGUGCUAAUGCAGCUGCCAGAUUCCACGAACAGCUGGAUUCCUGGUGGCCUUCUGCCUGGUUUUUUAGAACUACCUCCAUCGGGGAAAGCAAGGGUAGUGGAUGGCUCCCAAUUGGCGAGGACAUUGCUCGCCGUGAAAAUCUCCGAUUUUGGAUUAUCGCGAUCCCUAGGAGUUGGUGAGGAUUACUAUCGUAGUGAAUUCUCAACGUCGUUAAAGUUGCCGAUCGCCUGGUGUGCCCCUGAGUGUAUCAAUUUUCUCAAGUUCACGUCGGCAUCGGAUGUUUGGUCGUUUGGUGUGACCUUAUGGGAGAUGUUUUCGUACGGUGAAAUGCCAUGGCAAGGAAAAACCGGCGCUGAAAUUCUCAAUCUGAUCGAUCAGCAACGAAAGCAUCUCGACCGACCGACAGCUUGUCCCGAAGAUAUGUAUACAUUGAUGGAGGAAUGCUGGAAUUACGCCCCCAUUAAACGACCAACAUUUGCCCAAAUUAUGACACAAUUCCCGGAAAGGUAA
This is a messenger RNA of Cooperia oncophora, 516 nucleotides long. The record is from the annotation of a GenBank genome assembly. NCBI's taxonomy places the organism in Eukaryota, Metazoa, Nematoda, Chromadorea, Rhabditida, Trichostrongylidae.